This is a messenger RNA of Schistosoma mattheei, 4242 nucleotides long. Lineage: Eukaryota; Metazoa; Platyhelminthes; Trematoda; Strigeidida; Schistosomatidae. The record is from the annotation of a GenBank genome assembly.
GUACCUAUUACAAAUUCAAUUCUUAAUGAAAAUACAUUUAAUGAAUCGAAAUUAUCAUUAAUACCUAAUUUUAAAGAAUUUUAUGCUAAUAAACAUUUAUGGGAAUCUAUUCAUUCACAAUGGUAUAUACAUAUAUUAAAACGUAUUACUGACGAAGCUAAAUUAAUAUCAAUACCAGAACAAAUAAUCUAUUACGAUAAUUUACAUACGGAAUAUAUGUCAUCUUCGUCUAGUUCACGUGGUUCAUAUUUUACAAAUCAAAGAAGAAGACCACAUUCUUCUGCUUAUAGUUAUGAAGUAAAUGGUUUAGUAGAUGAUUUACCUGGAACUUAUGAAAGUCCUAAUUCAUCAUCAUCAAUUAUUUAUUCAAGACAUUUAUAUAAUCAUAGAUCAUUACAUGAUGUUUAUCCGGAUAGAUUUAUUAAAUCAUUCAAUGAUGAUGAUAAUUAUGGAAUAAAUUUAAAACCAAUUUCAAAAAGUAAUUUGAAAACUUCAUAUGAUCCACGAUCAUAUAGAUCAUAUUCAGAGGCUGGUACAUCACAUCAUUAUCAUCCUCAUCAUCAUCAUUAUCCUCGUGAAAAAGAUAAAACUGGUCUAGCAUCAAUUAUUCAUCAUGAUCGUCGAAAUAAGUCAGGAUUAAUUCAUCAUACUUCAAGUCGUUCAAAACACUUAAAACCAAAUGAUGUUGAAAGUGUUUUACAACAAAGAAUUUUAAAAGAUUCUAAUAGACGUAUAAAAUCAACAGAAUUAGAUAAAUCAAAAGAUUCCGUAUAUUCAACACGAUUUAAUAAAAAUUAUCAAGAUUAUGAAAUAAGUCAUAGAAUAAAAAGAGGGAAUUUAAGAAGUUAUACACCAACUUAUAAAUCGUUUCAUACUCCACAAACAAAAUGGUCAAAUGAUAAUAGUUUUUUAGAAGUUGGUUCAUAUUUUUCUUUACCUUUAAAAGAUUAUGGUAGAAAAGGAAUAAAACAUUCACGACCUACAUUGACUAAUCAACGUUAUGAUCCAUCUAGUAUAGAAUUUUCACUACAACAAAAAGUCCCAUCUGAUGAAUGGAAUAAAUCUGAUCAUUUAACUCGAAGAAUUGGAAAUCUAUCCAAAUCAACUGGUCAUUUAAGUCAUUUAGAUGAUUUAAACAAAUUUUCAGGUUCUACUUCUAUGCAAACUUUAAGAGCUCGAUUAGCUGCUGCACAUUCAGAAUUUAAUUUAGACUAUCAAGAAAAUAUAUCGGACUCAUAUGAGUUACAAAAAUUGGACAGUAACAAAUUUGGUUCACUUGAUCGUCGAACUGAUUCAAAUGAGUUUACAACUCGACAACUAAGACAACAAGUAGAACAACAUCAUCGUCGUUUACUUAAAAGUUUAAUGACUGAUGAACCUUAUGAAUCUAGUUGGCCAUCUAGUUUUUCAAAUUUUGAUCUUCAAGGAUACUUAAACUCAUAUUGUGAUGAAUCAGAAAUGCGACCAACAACUCUUAUUUCAUCUACUUUAGCACCACCAAUAUUUUCUACAGCCUCAACAAGACUUCCGUUAAGUAUUGAACAAGGUAAAAUAGAUGAAACAAUGGUAGAACCUACAAACUAUACAUCUACAACUGACCAACAGUUUCUGUCCGUACCAAAUAUGUUAACUACAUCGAAUUUGAAUUCUACCGCUCCAGUAGUAUUGCCAAAUCAAGUACCUUUAAUAAAUAAUUUAGCUGACAACAUAAUGAAUAAUACAAUCAUAAAUCAGCCUACAUCGGUCAGUUUAAAUGAACAAAUACCAGUUUCAAAUAACACAUUAAUCGAGCUUAUUAAUAAUCCUGAUUUUAUACAAGCUCUUACAUAUAAUCCAGAACUUAUUAACCAAAUAAAUUCAAUGUGCCUAGAUCUCGCGCCAGCUGAUUUGAAUCAAGUAACCUUAGCAGCUGUUGCUGGAGCAAUCGCAGCCACAGCUGUAGCUGGUUCUGGGAUGUUAGAUAAUAAUACUACUUCUGAUAAUAUUAAUAAUGUCAUUACAUGUCACCGACUAAUGAACACAUUAUCAAUAGUCUACUACAAAAUACAAUUGCAUCAGAUCAAAUGAUGAAUAAUUAUCCAAAUACUGGAAAUUUCAUUUUAAAUAACAAUAAUACUGACCUUAUAAAUAACGUUUCAUCUAUAAAUUCUACUUAUUUACCAAAUAGUCAUAUUAUUAAUGAUAUUAACAGUAAUAAUAACAUUCCAAGAAUGAAUACUUUAUUACCUGAUGGGAAUUCUUGUGUAGACACUAUAAAUCCUGAAUCAAUAGAUAUACUGAUUGAACAAGUACGCAAAUUAUUAAAUGAACAAAACAAUGUGAUUUGAUGAAUACGACAACUUCAAUAAACGAUACUGUUAUAAAUAAUAACCCUAUCAAUACUACUAGUAGUAGUAUACCUUUUAAUAAUCAAUUAUUAUCAUCGUUACCAUCAUCAAUUCAUCAAACAAAUCAAUCAAUAAUGAAUGAAGAUAAAAUACAAAAUCCUGUAGAUAUUUAUUAUCAAAAAUCAUUGGGACAUAUACAUAAUCAGUCAGUUGAUGAAGUUAAUAAACAACAAUACAAUAAAAUGCCUAGUGAAACAAUUAAUAACUGGCUUGGAUUAAGUGAUGAUGAAUGGAAUUAUAAAACUUAUAAAGAUAACACGACAAAUCCGAAUUCAUGGAUAGACAACAAUACUACAUGGCCUUCAUUCAAUCCAUUAACUAAUAACAAGUCUAAAUCAAUAAUACAACCUACAAAAUGUACAUAUGAUUUUCCAACUAAACGACUUUUAUUAAUGCGUGAAUCUAAGGAUCGACAUCAAAAAGGGUGCGGAAUUGGUAUGCGCAUAGUUGGUGGACAUAUUCGAUCAGAUGGUAAUUUAGGAGCAUUUGUUGAAGAAAUUUAUCCAUCUGGUCCAGCUGAUCAACUUCAUGGAGAGAUAAAAGAAGGUGAUGAAAUACUUGAAUGGAAUUCAAUUCCUUUAGUCGGCAAGACAUUUGAAGAAGUACAAGCUAUCAUUAGUCAAGUUUCUGAAGAAACAGAGUUACUUGUCAGAGCAGAUUAUACCCAAGGUGAUGAUGAGGAUGAUGAAGGUGAAGAUGAUGGUGAAGAAAUAGAAGAUGAUGAAGAUGAAGAGUAUGAUGAAGAAUAUCUUGAUGAUGACGAUGAUGAUGAAGAUGCAACAUCUUUAAUGAAGACUUGUGGUUCAGGAUCAACUGGGAAUAGUGGACAAACUAAUCGAACACAUGCCUUAUGUCAUCAUCAUGCAGCACAACAUGCAUUAAUGAAUCAAUCAAAAGGUCCACCAAUUUGUCCACAUAUACGUCAGCAUUAUUUAUCUAUGCCAUCAAAUGAUCAUAGAUCAAUGAGUCAAGUUGCACAUAGUUCACAUAAAUUACAUUCAACAAAUGAACAACAAAUACAAGAGGAAGAUAUUGAAGAAAGUAGAUUAACACUAAAUAAUAACACUAUGAAUUGGUUUGAAUCAAAUUCUCCUAAAAAAUCUAUUAAUCAAUUAUCACCAUCAACUGUACAAGAUUCAAAAUAUACUAAACUGUCAAAUACUUCUGAUAGUGAUAAAUUAAAUAAUAGUAGAAGAUCAUCUAAAGGAGGCCGUGUAAAUGGACCACGUGGAAGUCGAUCGUCUAACAAUGAGAAACAUGAUGAUACAUUAGAAUAUGGUGAGAUUGAAUUAAUACUAACAUUUGAUGAUUAUGAUCAAAGUUUAACUGUACAUGUUGCACGUGCACGUAAUCUUCCAGCGAUGGAUUUAAAUGGUUUAGCUGAUCCAUUUGUAAAAGUAAGACUACAUCCAGAUCCAACAGAAGACCCUGAUUUUAAUCGUCAAACAAAAUAUAUGCCUAAUACAUUAACACCUGAAUGGCAACAGACUGUUGUAUUUAUGAAUUGUAUAAAACGUACAUUAAAACGACGUGUACUUGAAGUAACUGUAUGGGAUUUUGAUCGAUUAAAAACAAAUGAUUUUAUGGGACAAACAAUUAUUAACCUUGGUGAUAAAGAAUACCUUGAUGGUAAACCUCAUUGGUUUAGUCUUCAUGGGUUAAUGCCAGUUGUUAUACCAGUUCCUAAAAAGUCAGUAUCUUCAUCGAAAACUUCAUCUGAUAGUUCAAGACAGGCUAAGAGCUCUAAGGACAGUAGUUCUAGAAGAAGUACAGUGAAUAAAUCACCGAAAGAUCAACUUCAGUCUCAAAGAAUAAAUAUAUGACAUUGAAAUACACCCGCGAUAUAUAAAGUGAC